Molecule: messenger RNA, 1670 nt
Organism: Lingula anatina
Lineage: Eukaryota; Metazoa; Brachiopoda; Lingulata; Lingulida; Lingulidae
Product: putative serine protease K12H4.7
Biological process (GO): proteolysis
Molecular function (GO): dipeptidyl-peptidase activity; serine-type exopeptidase activity
Source: RefSeq, a predicted model, not a curated record
UCCAAAAUGGCGACCUCCAGAGCUGUGCUGCUGUUGUUAUUCCUGGGAAGUUGUGUGGGUGUGCGGCUGUUCCACAGAGGGCGGCCUCGGGGCGGGAUGGUGGGCGUGCCAGCAGUGAACUGGGAACAUGAACUGCCACCAGAUCAGUGGAUAGAACAGCAGCUGGAUCAUUUCAAUGACGCGGAUACCAGAACGUGGAAACAGAGAUACUUUGUCAACGCCACAUUCUACAAGCCUGGUGGUCCAGUAUUUGUCCAGAUUGGAGGUGAGGGGACGGCAGAUCCUAUUUGGAUGGUCACUGGACAGUGGAUUAAGAAUGCAGAGAUUUACAAUGCCAUCUGUUUUCAGGUGGAACACAGGUUCUAUGGGAAGAGCCACCCUACGCCUGAUAUGAGCGUGGACAACUUGCGAUACCUGAGUAGUGAGCAGGCGCUGGCAGAUCUGGCUCACUUCAGAGAGUACAUGGGAAGAAAGAUGAAUCUCACCAACGCUAAGUGGAUCACAUUUGGGGGGUCUUACCCAGGCUCGCUGUCUGCCUGGUUUCGUCUGAAAUAUCCUCACUUAGUGCAUGCUGCUGUGGCAACCAGUGCGCCAAUGUUUGCCCUGCUCAACUUCAAAGAUUAUCUGUCAGUGGUCCGUGAUGCCUUGGAUACCACAGCAACAGGAACUAUGUGUAACAAGCUGAUAGGUGUCGCUGUGGAUGCUGUGUCCCAGGCCAUCAAGACAGACCAAGGAAAGAAAAUGAUGAAGGAGAAAUUCAGACUUUGUGACAAUCUUGAUGGUGCCUCUCCUAAUGAUAUCGCCAACUUAUUCAGCACUUUGGCAGGAAACUUUGAGGGGGUGGUGCAGUAUAAUAAGGACAACAGGGCUUUUGAGGGAGCUGUGGGCACCAACAUCACCAUAGACACCCUGUGUGGACUGAUGGCCGCCCAGCGCGCUGACCCUCUGACUGGCUUCUCAAUGGUCAACUCUCUCAUACUGGACACAUACAAACAACCCUGCCUGGACUUCUCAUAUAAGAACAUGAUCAAAGAGUUACAGUUGACUGACUGGAAUAGCAGUGCGGCUGAGGGGGGGCGCCAGUGGACGUACCAGACUUGUACAGAGUUUGGCUGGUACCAGUCGUCAGAUCUCACAGACCAGCCCUUUGGUCACAUGUUUCCUGUCAGUUUCUCAGUUCAGCAGUGCAAGGAUAUAUUUGGUGACAAAUUCACUCAGGCUCUCAAUGUACAAGGUAUAAACAGGACCAACACUAACUACGGAGGAUACGGGAUCAAAGUGAGCCGUAUUCUCUUCCCCAAUGGUUCUAUAGACCCCUGGCAUGCUCUGGGGAUCACCAAGGAUCUCACACCUGAUGCCAGGGCCAUUUUUAUUAAAGGAACGGCUCACUGUGCCAACAUGUAUCCCGACUCUCCCUCUGAUUCCCCCCAGCUGGUGGCGGCCAGGAUGGCCAUUAGGAAACAGAUUGGACAGUGGCUGCAGAGGUGAGGAGCAGACACCUGCCCUUUCCAGGCCUUAUAAACAGAUUAGCUGUGUAUUAACACUACCCGCAGAUCUUGUAGCACCAACACCCAUAUUAACCACCAAAUCCACAAAUUUUAAUUAAAACCAGCACUACCAGAGCGGAUGAAUGUUAGUGCUAGGUAUCGCUUUGUUGGUGCUAAAUAAUU